AUGACGGCGGGGAGACCCACGGCACGAUGGGCGGCAGUGCCCAAAGGCACGAAGGACGGCAGGUUGACCAAGGGCACCAAGCACGGCGGGCUUACCGAGGGCACGAAGAACGGCGGAUGGACCAUGGGCACGACGUACGGCGGAGGCGCCAAGUGCGUGAAGGGUGGUGGGGAGAACAAGAGCGCGACGGCGACACCAAGUGCGUGGAGGGCGAGAGCGAGGAGAGGGAGCAAGGACGCUCAACGAGUAGUCUGCGCCUGGUGGUCGCUCACACGGUGUCCACUCGCCCCUGCUGGACGACGCGCGCGUGAAAGGAGACAAGAUGAAGAGGAAGGGUCCAAGAUGGAGAAGGAGCGGAGGUUAGAGCAGGAGGCGGCAGACACACCAGCACUACGCGGCACUGCCGAGCCAGCCCAGGGACCCGCAGUAGCCUCCCUCACCCCAGUACCGCCUCGCCAACCAGCAGCACCAGCAGCAGUAGCAGCAGCAGCGCGGCGGGGACUCUCGCUGCUGUCGAACAGGGAGGGGGUGGAGGACGUGGCCAAACCGCACUUACUGGUGGAGCGGCGCUUUCUACCUGGUGCUGCGGUGCCGGCAGCCGAAGCGCCAGGUUACGAACCCACCACCCAGGAGCCGGAAACCAGUCGACAAAAUCGUGACGAUCCCUACCACCCUAGCACGAAGGCUACAGCCACGACCGAGGCUCCAGAGGUCGAGGAAUACACCACCACCGAGGCCCCGGCUACCGAGAACUACCCGAGUACUGAGGCGCCGGUGAACGAGAACUACCCAAGUACCGAAGCCCAGAGAACCAAGACUACCCCACCACCGAGGCCCCGGCCAACGAGCACUACCCGACCACCGAGGCUCCGGUCAAGCAACACUACCCCAGCACUGAGGCGCCAGCGACCGAGGACUACCCGGCCACCGAGUACCGAGGCGCCAGUUAGGGGAGACUACCCGACUACUGAGGCCCCGGCCAACGAAAACCACUCGAGUAGCGAGGCGCCGAUGAGACAACACUACCCGAGUACCGAAGCGCCGGAGGUCAGCCCCUACCAACCUCAGACGGAUGCUCCUGGUACUCGUGGCCGCCUGAGCGGCGAGUCUGGCCGCAAUGACAACGGCUAUCAGCGCCUCCACGUUCGCUCCGCUGAUCGAUGUGGUGACUAUUCCACGCCGGAGUCGACGAACAAACCGUCUUGGUGGGGAUGGUUGUUUUAG
Molecule: messenger RNA, 1224 nt
Organism: Phytophthora sojae
Lineage: Eukaryota; Oomycota; Peronosporomycetes; Peronosporales; Peronosporaceae
Exons: 3
Coding region: 1-1224 (407 amino acids)
Source: RefSeq, a predicted model, not a curated record